Molecule: messenger RNA, 1984 nt
Organism: Ziziphus jujuba (common jujube)
Lineage: Eukaryota; Viridiplantae; Streptophyta; Magnoliopsida; Rosales; Rhamnaceae
Product: 2-oxoglutarate-dependent dioxygenase 21, chloroplastic
Exons: 4
Coding region: 1231-1839 (202 amino acids)
Source: RefSeq, a predicted model, not a curated record
GGGGGUUCACUCUCCUAUAAAUUAAACCCGUCGAUCCCUAAUGAUCAAGCACAUGCAAACCUGAGAAGCUAGCUAGCAAAUAGCUUUCUGCCUCGUUCUCUCUCUCAACGUACACACCUCUCGAUCUCUCUAUCUGCCAUGGCUGACACAACUACAUUUCAGCUCGUUGAAGGGCCUCAUUAUAAACCCACCAUUACUGAUUUCUCCAAGGACCCCAUAUCCAUCACCACCACUUUUCCGACCGAUACCAUACAGCUGUUGAUGAUAAAAUCCCUACCAUCGAUUACUUCAUGCUCUUCUCUGACGACCCAGAUCAACGGUCCCUAGCCAUCAAAUCCCUUGGCUGUGCCUGCGAGGAUUAUGGCUUCUUCUGGUAAAUCAUGGUGUGGCAGAAAGCAUUUUCGAGGGUGUAUUCAAGGGAAUGUCUGAUUUCUUUGAUCCAGAGCAAGUAGAGGAUCGGAGGCAGAACGAAAAGAAGCAUCCAACCGAUAGGAUCAGGUGGGGCCUGCGUUCUUAUCCUGGGGAGAACAGAGAAUAUCUCAAGUGAGGCUAUGCAAGAGUUCAAAAGGCUGCGAGAGGGUGAUACAGUGUUUGGCAAGGGCAGUAUCAGAGAGCUUGGGAUUGGAAGAAUGCUGUUGGAUAAUAUGCAAAAACGUAUUUAAAAUUGGAGAUUUGAUAAAAUGGAAGAGGUUAAGAAAAAUUAUUUUUUGUAAAAAAAAAGAAAAGAGUGACCGAGACUAAUUCUAAUUUAAAGGAAGUGAAGAGCUAAAAACUAAAGAAGAAAUGCACGGUAUAAUUAUUUUUUUUUAAUUUGAUUAAUAAUUCUAAAAUUUGAUAGUUUCGUUAUUUUUCAUUGCUAAAUUAUCAAAUUCUCUCUAAAAAAUUUAAAAUUUGAAGUUUAAUUGGAAUUACCUUUUUAUAACUUCCAAAUUGUUAUUUCCGAAUUUCCCAUACAAUAUUUUUUUUUUUUUAGAUACAAAACAAAUUGGUACAAAUAUAUAUAUAAGCUUAAAAAAGACGGUUCAAAGUAACAACCAUCAUAUGCUUUGCUGUUUCCUUUUCAAUACAUGUAAAAAUACAGCUCAUAUGAGUACAUAUGUCAACCUAUCAACUAUCUACUCAAUACAUUUAAGGCUAGCUUACGUGUGGCAACUUGCUAUGGUUUUAGUAAACAAUUUGACUUCCUUACAUUAAUUGCAAUACACAUGUCAACUUUCUACUCUCUUAACCAUGAAGUAUCCAAAUCAAACUUUUUCCAUGCUGCCGACUUUACUACAAAAUUACAAAUUAUUUAUUAUAAUUAUUAACCAAUUAUUUAUUGUAAUUAUUAUUUUAGUUUUUAACAAAUGCUACAUAGAAAAGGCAUUCAAUUUUGAGUCGGGGUUUGAAGUAUCAGCUAUGAACCUUUACCCACCCAAUUUCAAAUCAAAUGGUACUAUGGGUAUAUCCGAUCACACUGAUCCUGGCUUAUUUGUGUCCCUUAUACAAAAUGUUAACGGUGGCCUCCAAAUACUAUCCCAUCAAGGAAAAUGGAUCAAUGCUUACAUUCCCCGUAAUGCUAUUUUCAUGCAAAUUGGGGAUCAUCUUGAGAUUUUGAGCAACGGAAAAAACAAGAGCCAUGUGCAUCGAGUAGUGGUGGAGAAGAACAAAGCGAGGAGGCUAACUGUGGCCACACUUCAUGGACCGUCAUUGGAUACAUUUGUGAGCCCAGCGGUCGAGUUUUUGGACGACUCUCACCCCCCAUUGUACCGUGGAAAGACGUACAAGCAGUCCUUGGAAGCCAAUGGUCAUGACGAGAUUGAUGUGCAAUUUAGCCUCCAACAAAUUCGGCUUGCUUAACUCGAACCCUUAAAAAACUAAUGUGAUCCAAAUAUCUGAUUAGUAUGUAACCAAUGAUUACCCAUCCAAGUCGAUAGGUUGUCUUGGAUUAAUUUUUAUAUUCCAAUUGUCGUAUGUCUUAAUAAAUUUGUCAUUAGUACUAGUA